This is a messenger RNA of Rotaria sp. Silwood1, 3132 nucleotides long. NCBI's taxonomy places the organism in Eukaryota, Metazoa, Rotifera, Eurotatoria, Philodinida, Philodinidae. The record is from the annotation of a GenBank genome assembly.
AUGGAUGUUCGAACUGUAAUCAGUGCUCAUGCACAACUUCUUCGCAGUUUCUGUACGAAUGCUCAACAAGCGAGUUCGUAUGCUGCUGUUAAUACUCUCGCUUCAUCAUUAGUCAGCGCCAAAGCAAUGCCUUCUUCUUUAGUUGCAGUUCAAGUCAACAUUCAAACAGAAACUCUGAAAUCGACAAGUCAAGCACAGUUGUCAGGUGGUAUCAAUGCUUUCCGGCUAGUAGCAUCCAGUACUCAUGAGAUGUCUGGUCUUGGAACAAAUUUUUUUCUUUAUAUACCAUCCAAUGAAUCCUCAACAGCAAGUAGCAGUAUUAAUGUAUAUCAAAGGGACAACAACUCAACUCCUUGUUAUUGCUUAACAAUUGACAAGUGUGCAAUGCCUGCUGCACUUUAUUCUACUCGACAAAUGCCGACAUUCGGCUUUUAUAAUUUGGGAAAUUUUGCGAAUCAAAGCAUUCCAAUCACAGGCAUUCAAGUCGGUUGUUUUCCUAUAGACGGUUUGCUUGCGUCUACAUUGGAAUGUUAUUAUAAUCGAAGCUGUCUUGAACUUAUUAUUUCAAAUUCAACAUCAUUUUCACCUUUGUUGUCAACAUUGUCAAGUCGAUUUCCUCGAAAUGCGACUGUUGAAAUGCUCGUCGAUGAAGUAAUGGUAGAGGAUUGGUCGAUAAAUACCUCCUUUGCUGCCUAUUAUGCUGAAUGUGCUCCAAAUACAUGUACCUAUUCAUAUAAUCAACGCAAUGAUUUUCUGAUUAUUUUCACUACUAUUCUUGCUUUGAUCGGUGGUCUCAAUACUGUUUUACGGUUACUUGUUCCAUUCAUUGUUCAACUAAUAAUACAAAUAAAACAACGCUUUCGAUCAAGUAAUGACAUUACUCAACCGUCCACGACUGCUUGGGCAGAAGAACGUUCUAGGCUAGAUAAUGCUAAAGAAAAAAUCGCCUGGUUAUGGCUUAAAGUAAAAAUGCUGAAUUUGUUCGAUUCAAAUUCAAAUGAUCCUUCAACACAAAAACAUGAACGACAAACAACUCGUCUUUAUAUUCUCUCUUUGGUAAUUGCUUUUAUCAUUCUGUUCUUCUAUGCCAUUACUAUAGAAGAAACAAAAGUUUACACUAUUCAAAAUCCUUCUCGAGAGAUCUAUGACGAAACUUAUGCUGAGUAUUCAAAAACUCUUGAAUGUACUUGCAGUAAAAUAGCUAUCCCAUAUUCAACAUUCAUCUCGAUUGAAACAAGUUAUCAUCAGAUAUGUUCAAGUUCAUUGAUCUCGCCAAACUUUUUCGCACAAUUAGCAGCGAUCAAAACAGACAUUCCUUAUUACCCAGGCGAUUUCAUGCUGAUGAGCGUUGAAUACUUUCAAUGGUUUUAUACAUUUUGUGCACUUGCUCAACAAACCCUUUAUCAACAAUUAUUAAUGUUUCAAGCCACACUUUUUGUUAACAACAAAUUACUGGCGUAUGAUACAUUUGAUGAUCAAGCUACACAAUUAGUUGAUUCUUUUAUAAUUAAUCUUCAGUAUGUCUUUAGUCGAGGUAUCGGAGAAACGCGUCAAAUGAUGGGUUUUGCACAACCUGUUUCAGCCGUGUCUGAUAUUACAUACAAAUUCCAAUUCACAACAACACCUUCUGGUAGUCAAGUUCAAAUUGAACCCAUUGACUUCUUUUCGGGAUGUUGGUGUGUGGUUGAUUAUUGGCAAAGCAGGACUUACUACCUUUCAGAAAUACCACCAAUGCUUAACAGUACGAUUCCAAGUCGAUUUAAUUCAUCUACAUUAUUUUCCAGCAUGGUCGAAGAGUUGAUGGUUGAAAAUUGGACGAAUUUAAUAUCUUAUGAUUCAUAUUUCAAUCAAUGUGCUCCUCAAUACUGCACUUAUUCGGUUACUCAGCGAGGAGAUAUCCUCUUUCUUGUAACAAUUUUACUUGGACUUUUCGGUGGUUGUUGCUAUGCCUUUCGUCGUAACUUAAGUGAAUUUCAUUCUCGACUUGUUCAAUUGAAUUUAUUCUAUAAUCGAUAUAAAUCAUCGGAAAUAACUCUUCAACGAGAACGUUAUUCAACUCGAUUAUACCUUAUAUUCUUAAUCAUUGGUAUGUUAACUCUUCUAUUUUACUAUUCAUGGACUCAAUUGACCAUAACGGUAUCGAUUAAAAAUCCAACUCAACAAGUUUAUGAAAACUUACUACAGUCUAAGGAGAUAUCUGCACUUCAAUGUCCUUGUAGUCAUGUUACAAUUCCAUAUGGAAAAUUUGUUCAAGUGAAUACAUCAAUACAUGAGGUAUGUUCAAGUCCAUUUAUUGAACAAGAAUGGAUAAAAAGUAUUUUUGGAAAUGGUGAUUGGUCUAAUUUAAGUUUAAACGAUUUUUAUGGACGUGGUGUAGUUUAUUUUCAAGGUCUUUAUUCAUUUUGCGUUAUGUAUCAAGGAAAUAUGGUAAGAUAUGCUUCAACUUUUCUUUCAUCUUCUUUGAUUAGCGCUCAAGUAAUAACUCAAAUUCAACUGAUCAGUCAAGUUAAUGAUACUAUUGAGCAAAUCCAAGCAAUCAGUCGAGUUGAUCGUAGUUCUUUGUGGAAAUGUGGACGAGAUUUAAUAAAUGACAACCAAAUACUGAGUAUUUACUCAACAAAUUGGAUUUUUUCACCUAUAAAAUAUAAUCCUAAUCUUAUUGGUUUACCUAUUCCUUUGAAACCUGUUUCACAUGGAAAUUGUUCAUGUGCUACAUCAUCAGCAUGCGUUGAACCUGUUUAUUAUAAUGGACAGAUUGUUCUUGGUUUUGUUGUCGGUUGUCAUCCAAUGCAAUCUCUUUUUCAAUCGACUCUUAUAUGUCUUUACAAUCAAUCAUGUGUUGAUCAAAUCAAUAUCAAUCAGUUACCAGUCACAUCAUUAAUUGCUUCAUCAAAUAAUCAAUAUCCAAUAAAUCGUACCAUUGAACAAUUAAUUGAUGCUGCCUUCGAUGAACAAUGGUCAGUUGAUAUUGAUUAUCCGAGAUUUUUCAAUGAAUGUCAACCAACAACUUGUGUCUAUUCUAUUAGCGCUCGAAGAGAUUCUAUACAGAUUAUCAUCACUCUUUUAGGAUUUUAUGGAGUUGUACUUGAAGAUGAUUUCGCCAUCUUUGAAGAACUUGAUACAUGUAAAUGA